Labeo rohita (rohu) is the source of this 6153-nucleotide messenger RNA. It is a transcript of the gene nid2a, whose product is annotated as nidogen 2a (osteonidogen). The record is from RefSeq and is a predicted model, not a curated record. Lineage: Eukaryota; Metazoa; Chordata; Actinopteri; Cypriniformes; Cyprinidae. The coding region runs from base 69 to 5663 and encodes 1864 amino acids. The transcript is spliced from 28 exons. Gene Ontology annotation, biological process: cell-matrix adhesion. Gene Ontology annotation, molecular function: calcium ion binding. Gene Ontology annotation, cellular component: basement membrane.
ACAUCAUCUCAUUCAAACUGAGCGUGCCGCAUGAAUACGAGCUGCAUGUGUAGCAGUUGUUCAUAAAAAUGACGUGGGACAAAAUAGCGCUCUUCUUUUUACAACUUUCAUGGACUGUUCAGCAUGUCACAGCCAUUCACAGACAUGACAUCUAUCCAUAUGGGAUGUUUUACGGCGAUGCAACUCUGCAAGAAGGGGACGAUGAAACUUCUAAAGUCAUCACUCUCACCAAACCCAUGUACUUCUAUGAGGCGUCCUUCACAAACUUAUAUGUGGCCACCAAUGGAAUCAUCUCAACUCAGGAUCUUCCCAUGGAGAAGCAGUAUGUAGAUGACGGUUUCCCCACCGACUUCCCUGUCAUCGCCCCCUUCCUUGCUGACAUUGACACCAGCAAAGGAAAAGGAUCCAUCUUUUACCGGCAGACGGAGUCUCCUACCGUGCUGAAGCGGGCGGAAGCGGACGUCAAGAGAGGUUUUCCAGAUGCCACAUUCACCCCAACCCAUGCCUUUAUCGCCACUUGGGAGAAUGUGUCAGCUUAUGAGGAGGUCACCCGCACUUCUAGCCCAUCCAAUCGGGUAAACACAUUCCAAGUGGUGCUUGCGUACAAUGAGAAGGACACUUAUGCCCUCUUCCUAUACCCUGAGGAUGGCCUGCAGUUUUUUGGGACACGGCCCAAAGAAUCUUACAAUGUCGAAAUCGAGCUUCCAGCUCGUGUGGGCUUCACCAGAGGAGAGCUGUCCUACCUCUUCUUUUCUAGGACAGAGGGGCCGUACUACAGCGUAACCAGCAAUGAGCAGUCCAUCAAGAACCUUUACCAAAAAGGUAACAUAGGAGAGGCUGGAGUUUGGCUCUUCUACAUUGGAAACAGUUAUUCCUUCCAGAAUGUCGUUCCUGCACAGCACGAGCCUGUUUUAUCCAAAUCUCCCCCAGUCCUGGAUGCUGUGUUUCCUGAUGAAGACUACACAGUCACAGAUGAGGAGGAGUACGAUCCUAUUGAUCCAGAAUUCCAAGAACCCACCACAACAGAGUUUCUUGAGCCAGAGCAGGACUCCUCCAUACUGAAGCGUCUCAACCAGGAGGUGUCCCUUGGUCUGUCUCCGCCUCAGCCUCCAGUGUUUCCUGAGCCAGAUCUCCAUAAUCUCCCCCCAGAGGACGUGACCCAGCCCCAGCGGCCAUUACCAAAGCACGCAAUUCUGCAGGUGUACCCGAACCCUGUGAAGGAUGUCCCACCUCACCCUUCUGGUGGUCAAGUGUUCAGUGUUGAGGAGAAAGUGAACUUUGACUCUGGAGUGAUCCAUUACUCAACCGAUAAUAAAGAGACAUGUGAGCGCUUCCAGCAGCAGUGCAGUCAGAACGGACACUGCACAGACUAUCCCACCGGCUUCUGCUGUCACUGCAACUCAGGAUUCUAUGGCAAUGGCCGUCACUGCCUGCCAAAUGGUGCACCUCAUCGUGUGAACGGAAAGGUCAGAGGAACCGUACUGGUGGGCGGCACAGCAGUGCAGCUAGACAGCAUCGACCUGCACGCCUACAUCGUGGUGGGUGACGGACGAGCGUACACCGCCAUCAGUGAGGUCCCAGAGCCGGUGGGCUGGGCCCUCAUGCCUGUGGCCCCCAUUGGAGGUCUGUUUGGUUGGCUCUUCGCCCUGGAGCUGCCAAACAGCCUUAAUGGCUUCAGUAUCACCGGUGCCGAAUUCACUCGCCGUGCCGAGGUGACCUUCUAUCCCGGUAACCAGCGUCUCAGCAUCGUUCAGACGGCUACGGGUUUGGAUACCCAGAACUACCUCAGUGUGGACACUCAUUUACAGGGCAGUGUUCCCUUUAUACCUCCUGGUGCAACAGUGCAAAUGGAACCAUUUAAGGACACCUACCAUUAUUAUCCUUCAUUGAUUACCUCCACAUCCGUACGUGAGUUUACAGUCGUCUCAGCUGAAAACGGAGCGGAGACCCACAGUUUCCAGGUCAAACAGAACAUCACAUACAGGGACUGCACUCACGGGCUCCGCAGUGGACUGGAGAUGCAGGAACUGAGAAUAAAUCGCAUAUUUGUUAUGUACGUCAAAGAGGAGCGCAUCCUUCGAUACGCCAUCACCAACAAGAUCGGCCCUUUCGGAGCUGGAGACCAAGAGCCAGAAGAGGUGAAUCCCUGUUACUCUGGAAAUCAUGACUGUGACACAACCGCACAGUGCGUUCCGGGUGAGGGACAGUUGUUUUUGUGCCAGUGCGCCACAGGUUACAGAGGAGACGGACGCAACUGUUAUGAUGUGGAUGAGUGUGCAGAAGGUCUGAGCUCCUGCAGUGCUCAUUCUUACUGUGUGAACCUGCCUGGAAGCCAUCGCUGUCAGUGUGAGAGCGGAUUUGAGUUUGGAUUUGACGGCCGGACAUGUCAGGAUGUGGACGAGUGCCGUGACCAGCCGUGCCACACCCAGGCCUUGUGCUCAAACAGUCCGGGAUCUUUCCAGUGCCAGUGCCAACCGGGAUACCAUGGAGAUGGUUUCCAGUGCCACCCUCAAAAUGGUCGUCCCAAGACCCAGUGUGAGCAUCACAGAGACAGUCUUCAGAGCGGACACGGUGGUGUUCGUCCUAUAGGAGCCUUCAUCCCUCAGUGUGAUGAGGAGGGUCAGUACAGGCCGCUGCAGUGCCACGGGUCCACAGGUCACUGCUGGUGUGUGGACAGUAGAGGACAGGAGAGAGCAGGAACCCGAACUCCACCUGGAACACCAUCUAAAAACUGCGAUGAGCCAGUGCGUCCCAAGACCCAGUGUGAGCAUCACCGAGACAGUCUUGGGAGUGGAAAUGGUGAUGUUCCUGUGGUAGGAGCCUACAUCCCUCAGUGUGAUGACGAGGGUCAGUACAGGGCGCAGCAGUGCCACGGGUCCACAGGUCACUGCUGGUGUGUGGACAGUAGCGGACAGGAGAGAGCUGGAACCCGAACUCCACCUGGAGCCCCAACAAUAAACUGUGAUGAGCCUGUGCGUCCCAAGACCCAUUGUGAGCAGCACAGGGACAGUCUUCUGAGCAGAAAUGAUGGUGUUACUUUGGAAGGAGCCUUCAUCCCUCAGUGUGAUGACGAGGGUCAGUACAGAUCACAGCAGUGCCAUGGGUCCACAGGUCACUGCUGGUGUGUGGACAGUAGGGGACAGGAGAGAGCCGGAACCCGAACUCCACCUGGAACCCCAACAAUAAACUGUGAUGAGCCUGUGCGUCCCAAGACCCAGUGUGAGCAGCACAGAGACAACCUUAGGAGCGGAAAUGGUGAUGUUCCUGUGAUAGGAGCCUUCAUCCCUCAGUGUGAUGAGGAGGGUCAGUACAGAUCACAGCAGUGCCACGGGUCCACAGGUCACUGCUGGUGUGUGGACAGUAGAGGACAGGAGAGAGCGGGAACCCGAACUCCACCUGGAGCCCCGACAAUAAACUGUGACGAGCCUGUGCGUCCCAAGACCUAUUGUGAGCAGCACAGAGACAGUCUUCAGAGUGGAAAUGGUGGUGUUCCUCCUAUAGGAGCCUUCAUCCCUCAGUGUGAUGACGAGGGUCAGUACAGAUCACAGCAGUGCCACGGGUCCACAGGUCACUGCUGGUGUGUGGACAGUAGGGGACAGGAGAGAGCGGGAACACGAACUCCUCCUGGAGCCCCAACAAUAAACUGUGAUGAGCCUGUGCGUCCCAAGACUCAUUGUGAGCAGCACAGAGACAGUCUUCAGAGCGGAAAUGGUGGUGUUCCUCCUAUAGGAGCCUUCAUCCCUCAGUGUGAUGAGGAGGGUCAGUACAGAUCACAGCAGUGCCACGGGUCCACAGGUCACUGCUGGUGUGUGGACAGUAGAGGACAGGAGAGAGCGGGAACCCGAACUCCACCUGGAGCCCCAAGAAUAAACUGUGACGAGCCUGUGCGUCCCAAGACUCAUUGUGAGCAGCACAGAGACAGUCUUCAGAGCGGAAAUGGUGGUGUUCCUCCUAUAGGAGCCUUCAUCCCUCAGUGUGAUGAGGAGGGUCAGUACAGAUCACAGCAGUGCCACGGGUCCACAGGUCACUGCUGGUGUGUGGACAGUAGGGGACAGGAGAGAGCGGGAACCCGAACUCCACCUGGAGCCCCAACAAUAAACUGUGAUGAGCCUGUGCGUCCCAAGACUCAUUGUGAGCAGCACAGAGACAGUCUUCAGAGCGGAAAUGGUGGUGUUCCUCCUAUAGGAGCCUUCAUCCCUCAGUGUGAUGAGGAGGGUCAGUACAGAUCACAGCAGUGCCACGGGUCCACAGGUCACUGCUGGUGUGUGGACAGUAGGGGACAGGAGAGAGCGGGAACCCGAACUCCACCUGGAGCCCCAAAAAUAAACUGUGAUGAGCCUGUGCGUCCAGUGCGUCCCAAGACUCAUUGUGAGCAGCACAGAGACAGUCUUCAGAGCAGAAAUGGUGACGUUCCUGUGGUAGGAGCCUACAUCCCUCAGUGUGAUGAGGAGGGUCAGUACAGAUCACAGCAGUGCCACGGGUCCACAGGUCACUGCUGGUGUGUGGACAGUAGAGGACAGGAGAGAGCGGGAACCCGAACUCCACCUGGAGCCCCGAGAAUAAACUGUGACGAGCCUGUGCCAGUCCAGCGUCCAGAGACCGUCUGUGAGCGCUGGAGAGCCAGUCUUUUACAGCAAUACGGAGGCCAGCCGGAUUCCCACCAUUAUCUACCUCAGUGUGACUCUUCCGGGGAGUUCAACCCAGUUCAGUGCUACGGAGACAGCAGCUACUGCUGGUGUGUGGACCAAAACGGGCGGGAAGUACCAGGAACCCGCUCACACGAUGCUGUGAAACCUGCCUGUAUACCUACUGUGGCCCCUCCCACUAUGCACCCUCAGCCACGCCCAGAUGUGACUCCGCCUCCAACAGGCACGUCCUUGCUUUAUGCCCAGGGCCAGCAGAUUGGGGUUUUGCCUCUCAAUGGCACUCAGAUGGACAAACAGAGAUCUUCAGUGCUGCUUGCUCUACAUGGUUCUAUAGUGGUUGGCAUUGAUUAUGACUGCAGAGAAAGAAAAGUUUAUUGGACGGAUCUGGCUGGACGGACAAUCAAUCGAGCCAGUCUGGAGCCAGGAUCAGAACCUGAGAUUAUAAUCAACACAGCUCUGACAAGUCCAGAAGGUCUCGCUAUAGAUGUUGCCCGUAGGAGACUGUUUUGGGUGGACAGCACAUCAGAUAAGAUCGAAACAGCAAACCUUGAUGGAAGUGACAGGCGUGUUCUGUUUGACACAGACUUAGUAAACCCCAGAGCCAUCAUCGUGGACUCACCUACAGGAAUGCUCUACUGGACUGACUGGAACCGAGAAGCUCCUAAAAUCGAGAGCUCCUCUGUGGACGGACAAAACCGAAGAGUCCUGGUACAGGACGGUGUUGGACUGCCCAAUGCUUUGACCUAUGACUCCACCACACGCCAGGUCUGCUGGGCCGAUGCAGGAACCAAGCGCCUGGAGUGUAUAUCGCCUAAUGGGACAGGGAGACGUGUGGUCCAUAGUAACCUGUAUUACCCCUUCAGCAUGGUCGCCUUCACCAAUCACUACUAUUACACAGACUGGAGGAGGGACGGAGUCAUCGCUCUUAGUCGAGAUAACCAAUCAACAGAUGAGCACUUGCCUGAUCAGAGGUCUCAUUUGUAUGGCAUUACAGUUGCUCCUCCACACUGUUUAUAAGGGAGACGCUAAUGACAGAGCCAGCGUUACAUGGUGCUAUUUUGGGGCGAGUGUUUGGAGAGCUUGUGCUGUGGGAAUCACGAUGGAGACGCGAACCCAGGAGAGAGCCAAUCGCAGAACACGCAAGUCUCGACGAACGUCACCGUCAAUGCCAAAGUGCAAAUUUACAAACGUGAAAGCGUGAAUAUUUUCUCAAAAUAGUUUUGUAAAUUUGUUUUAUACCUCAUUUCUUUCUACUGUACUUUUGUAUGUGACUUUUUGUUUAAAAAAACCUAACAAAUAAAAAAAAAUACCCUCAGAGGUUGCGUUUAGUUGUUUAAUUUGUUUUUAAAUACACUAAAACAGUAUUUUUGGGAGGAAAGCUUAACAUUUUUAAAUGAAAUUGCUUGGAACAUCCAAAGUGGUCUAUUACCAAACUUAAUUUUUAAACCUUUUUUAUCUUUUGUAAAAUGUGAUAUUUAUAACAAUAAAAUGUGAUUGACAACUUUAA